GUAGGAUAUUUGACGGCAUUGUGUUAUCAUUGAACGACAGGUGUUAGUCUCUCACGUGGGAUUUCCUCCUGCGACGUUUACAGUAUGGCUGUCUUGAAAAUAUGUGUCCUAUUAUUGGCAAUUGCUGUGUCGGCAACCACAGGGGCUCUCCUUCAACUCCCAAAGACCAAGUCCUGCUUGAAUGAUGGGGAAUGCGGGUCGGGAGAGUGCUGUGCCAAGCAGCUGGGGCCCCUCAUCAUGAGCAGGCGACGGGAUGCGUUCACGACCCCCGACCCUGCCACUGUAGAAGGAACCUGUAAGCCGUACCUGAAGCACGGAGAGUGGUGUGGUGGAGUCUGGACUCAGAACGGCUUUUGUGGGUGUGCCCCCUCCCUCACGUGCCACCGCUACCCACCCGUCGUCCCAGUGACUCGCCGGAAGAGGAAGAUGUUGGCCGGCACCUAUCUGUGUGAGCCCAAGGAAAUGGGCCCCUAGGUCGCCAUGGAGUAUGCCGGAUACGUAUCAUAGGAAUAUAAAAAAAACAUGCAGACAAGA
Molecule: messenger RNA, 534 nt
Organism: Haliotis rufescens (red abalone)
Lineage: Eukaryota; Metazoa; Mollusca; Gastropoda; Lepetellida; Haliotidae
Exons: 3
Coding region: 85-474 (129 amino acids)
Source: RefSeq, a predicted model, not a curated record